AUGACAACGAUGUUCGUCCAACUGCGCCGCGUGGUGUACCUGUUGGUACUUCUGCAGUGCUGUGCGUGUGUGGCAUAUGCGCAGAGUGGCUCAACUGUAAAUGAUCAUUAUUUUAAACAGAAGGUUGAGGACUUUAAGCUUAUGUAUAGUGCGUUAAAAAAUUCAAUAAGUAAUGCGGAAGAAUCUUCAAUGGCUAUGGAUAAAGAAUUUGUUGCAUGUGAUGUUUAUUCUUCACAUGCAUUAAAUGCCGUGUAUCAACUGAAGAGCCUCACCGAAGGAGCGGAGGCGGAGAUGAGUCCGAUUAACACUUCUACCAGACCUGAGGAGAUGAAAGAACAGCGGAAGAAGUUUGAAACUGCACUACAAGAAGCCAAAGAUGACCUAUCUAAUGUCACGUUAGCAGUGAACAAAACAAGAGAGGCGGCUGAAGAAGUUAACAAGGCAUUAAAUGAGGUGGAAAGACUUGCUGAGACUGUCAUCUCCUAUGCUGAGGAAAUUUUGGAUUCUCCUCCAAAAUUAUCUCGGUCGUCGUACCAAAUAUUUUUGGGAGUGGAGGAGUUAGUUAGGGCCGGCAAAAGAGAAGGUGAAUACGCUCAGUCUUUCGCUACAGAAAUAAAACCGAAGGUUCAACCGGCCUUGGACGCUGCGAAGAAGGUGGAGGAACAGGCAGAAUCUCUGAAAGUGGAAGUGGAGUUGGCGGUUCGAACAUUCAACGAGUACUUGGAGAAACAUGGUCUUAACCCUGAAGAAGAAACAACGGAUUCACAGCAGAAUACUUCAGAGAAUGAAGUGCCUGAAAAAGAAGGGGCUGACGAGAUUAUUACGGGAAAUGAAAAUGGAGAAGGCAAUGUUCAAACGCCAGAGGAAAAUGAGGGCUCUCAGAACAACACUCCUAAGCCCAGUGAUUCAUCUUCUUCUGGAACCUCGCCAUCGCAAGAAGAGGAAACAACUAAUUCUCCUUCUUCUUCAGAUUCAACCUAUUUGGAUAAUACACGGCCAAGUGACAGCAGCAGCAGUCCUGCAUUGGUGCACAGUCCCUUAUUGCUGCUUCUUGUUUCGAUGUGUGUGCUGGGCUGCACUGCGGUGUUCUAA
Molecule: messenger RNA, 1092 nt
Organism: Trypanosoma theileri
Lineage: Eukaryota; Euglenozoa; Kinetoplastea; Trypanosomatida; Trypanosomatidae
Exons: 1
Coding region: 1-1092 (363 amino acids)
Source: RefSeq, a predicted model, not a curated record